Molecule: messenger RNA, 1476 nt
Organism: Anguilla anguilla (European eel)
Lineage: Eukaryota; Metazoa; Chordata; Actinopteri; Anguilliformes; Anguillidae
Gene: rnf121
Product: ring finger protein 121
Exons: 9
Coding region: 276-1142 (288 amino acids)
Cellular component (GO): Golgi membrane; endoplasmic reticulum membrane
Molecular function (GO): ubiquitin protein ligase activity; metal ion binding
Source: RefSeq, a predicted model, not a curated record
GACAGAUGUUUUUAUUUUUUGCGUUACGCUGAACAUCAUCCAUUUUAUAAUGCAACAUUUAACUAUAUAUAGUCGCAACUAUUUAAAUGAAUUAUACAUGUGCUUGGGGGGUGUUUAUCUAUUGUUCUGCAUAAAUAUUUAAUCAACACAAGCUAGUUCAUGUUAUUACCCAGAAGAUCCUGCUCGACUGGCAUACUCCUGGACUUCAGCUCAUUUUUUUGAUUGAUUUGUCCCAGCUCUCUGCGGAAGAGAAAUGGCGGCUGGAGCACGCGCGGAUGCACGCCAAGCACAAGGGGCACGAGGCCAUGCACGCGGAGAUGGUCCUCAUCCUCAUCGUCACGCUCGUCAUCGCCCAGCUGCUCCUGGUGCAGUGGAAACAGAGACACCCGCGAUCCUACAACUUGGUGACUCUGUUCCAGAUGUGGGUCGUCCCGCUCUACUUCACCACCAAGCUGCACUGGUGGCGGUUCCUCAUCACGUGGUUCGUCUUCUCCGCCGUCACCGCGCUGGUCACCUUCCGGGCCACGCGGAAGCCCUUGGACUGCACCACGCCCAGGCUGGUUUACAAGUGGUUCCUCCUGCUGUACAAGCUGAGCUACACCACGGGGAUUGUGGGAUACAGCGUGGUCAUGUUCACCUUGUUCGGCAUCAAUUUGAUAUUCAGGAUAAAGCCGGAGGACGCCAUGGACUUCGGCGUGUCCCUGCUCUUCUACGGCCUGUACUACGGCGUCCUGGGCCGGGACUUCGCCGAGAUGUGCGCCGACUUCAUGGCCUCGACGGUGGGGUAUUACAGUGCGUCUGGUAUGCCGACCAAGCAUCUGUCGGAUAACAUCUGUGCGGUGUGUGGUCAGCCCAUCCUGGUGGACGUCAGCGAGGAGGGAAUCAUCGAGAACACCUACAGACUGUCCUGCAACCAUGUAUUCCACGAGUUCUGCAUACGAGGCUGGUGCAUCGUGGGUAAGAAGCAGACGUGCCCCUACUGCAAAGAGAAGGUGGACCUGAAGAGGAUGUUCAGCAACCCAUGGGAGAGGCCUCACGUGAUGUACGGACAACUGCUGGACUGGUUACGUUACCUUGUUGCCUGGCAACCUGUGAUCAUCGGUGUGGUGCAAGGGAUCAACUACAUCCUGGGCCUGGAGUGAACACACCCCCCCCCUGCCCCCCCCCCAAAAAAACCACCCCCAGGGGCCGGAGACUGCUAAAAGACCCUUGUGAUGGACUAGAAUAUAUAUGUACAUAUAUAUAUAUAUUUGUGUGUCUAUAUAUGUAUAUGUAUAUACUUAUGUAUACAGGUACAUACUAAUCAGUUUUUUGAAAAUAAUCAAAGUUUUACCAGCAAUCUUGGAUUACUUUUUUGAUUUUUGUUUUUUGGGGGGGGUUGGGGAUAAGGAAAGGGGUGGCGCUUAUCAAAAGGUACUCGUUGGUUAUGACUGAAUUUGACUGAACGAACGGAUUCCCUUCCUCCCGUGACUGGUC